This is a messenger RNA of Bactrocera oleae (olive fruit fly), 6020 nucleotides long. Its product is annotated as fatty-acid amide hydrolase 2. The record is from RefSeq and is a predicted model, not a curated record. Lineage: Eukaryota; Metazoa; Arthropoda; Insecta; Diptera; Tephritidae. Gene Ontology annotation, cellular component: endomembrane system.
AUUUACGUACAGAAAAUUUAUUUGAUAAACAUAAAAUAAGAUUUCUUUUGCGUAUAUUUUUUGGAAAAAUAACCGUCCACAGUACAAGUAUUCGUAAAUAACAGAAAAGAGUAUUUUUGGUUAGUGGUUUUAGCAAGACGAUUGUGAAUCGAGCUAUUAAGUUUUUGCAACAAAUAUUCACUGGAUAUUUGAUGUUAAAAAGAGGUGACUUUGACAGGCCAAUCAGGGUCAAAUAUGACAAUCCACUGACUCAUUUAGGUCUGCUGAUUUGAAAAGCAAUGCAUCAAAAAGGGCAUUGGUAACUUGUCCAUUCUAACGCUUAAUUAUAAUAUAACGCUUAUAUUAUACAAUGCAAUUAGUUGGCUCAUAAGUGUUUAAUUGACCAAACCGACGACUUCAAUUGCCACAACUGUCAGCUCUGCGAUACCAGCAUUGAACUGGAUUUUAUCCGGCCAAGGACUGUUCUUUCGGCGAUCUAACCUUGUUUGGAUCGGUAUGGAACAAAUAACUCUAUUUACUCCUUAAUUAUUUCAGCUAAUGGAGCUGUUGACGGAUCUGGACCAUAGACAAUUAGUCUUAUAUGAGUACGUUCUAGUGUCCGUUGGGUUUACGAAACAACAACAAUCAGUAUUUGUAUUUUAUCAUUUCGCUAAACUAUUGGAGCAAUUCGAGCAUGCAAAUAUUUAUGUAGCUGCUCCGAGACCGUGAGUGGAACCAAAAUUCUGAUCGCCUUAUACACCUCUCUUUUAGGUUUAGGUGAGUGAAGUUUGGAGAUGGGGCACUAGUAUACCCACCCAUUCUAUAAAAUGGGUGCUAAAUCUUAUAACGGUAAUUUCAAUGUAACUAAAAGAGGGAUAGCUAUCUAACAAUAACAACAGCGCCAUUAUCCCUUCCUACUGAAGUAUUUAGCGAUUUGUUUCACCAGAACUAAGCAUUCGCCAACAUUGGAUAUGUAUAAAACCAGUCCAUAAAGUAUCCACAUAUGAUUAAUUCAGUAAAUGGAAUACAAAAUGUGAUUUAAAUAGUCAAAGAGCUAGAAUACUAUGAAAUGGUUUAUUCGUGAACUCGUAUAUAUUCAAACGUAAAAUUAUAGCGUAAUGUAAAUAAUUAGUAUUUGUGCAUAUUGCAUUUGAAAUAAAUAAAAUUUUUGUACACUUGCAAUUCAAAUAAAUAAAUAAUAGUAAACUGAGAUAUGUAAAUAAGUGGUAUCCGGUAUUGUUACAUAUUUGCGACUUAUAGUGUUGUCUAAUAGUCAACGUACCGGUGUUCGGCGUUUUAUAAAUUUUUUUGUAAGAUUUGCUGUUUAUUAUGAGUCACUGUCAGGAGAUCACAGCUACCACAAAGGAUGGCGGAAAACAGGUGACAAAAGACCAUAAUCUCGUAUUGUCUGACUGAUUGACGGUGCGCAAGAUAGCUAAGACAGUAGACAUCUCAAAAGAUCGCAUUGAUUAUAUCCUACAUAAAAUAUUGCACAUUACAAAGCUUCCGGUAAGGCAUGGUCUAAAUCUACUCUACUCGAAGACAGGCAAAACUGUAAUAGGGGCUCUACUAUUCCGAAUUAUUGAGCCAAAGAAAAAUCGACCUCAAUUGGCGAAGAAAAAAGUACUUUUCCACCAAGAAACCCGAUGCGAAGGCAGAUGAGCUGCGUUUUACUGAUUUUUCAAAAAGCUUUAUGUAGUGUGUACAGUAUGAACAACCCUAUAUUUACUUAUGAAAAUCCACUGUUGUAAAAUGACGCGAUUUUUCAAUGUGUUUACAGACUACAAUACGAUUCCGUCUUUGUUGGCACCUCGUUUUUUUCUACUUAUUAAUAAUAAACUAUUAAUUUUUGCGCAUUCGCAGAUCGAACACCACAAACCGCCGCUGCCGCCACCAGCAUGUGUCGCCACCACACCUUACCGCCCACAAUGACUAUUGUAAACAUUCGCAACAACAAUGUAAACAUAAACAUCGUUGACAUCGUCUUCGUCGCUGUGUUCGGCCAAGUGAAUUGAAUGGAAAGUGAGCGCCAGCGAGAGAGAAGGGCGCUUCUAUUCACUGGCAUUGACAUUUGUGUGUCGAAAGGAAAAUAAAGCAACAACACACAGAUAAUAAACUGUAAAAUUUCUUGGCUUAAAAUUUCUGCUCUUUGCCGGCAGUUGCGGUGCGUUCGAAGUGUAGUAUUUACGUUUGUAUGUAUGUGUGUGUGUAUGAAUUUUGGUUUGGUUGUGCAAUUAUGACGCUGUCAGUGCAAGGCAAGGCAAGUGGCGUAGAAACUCGCAGAUGCAAUCUAUAUAGUUUCAUUUCGGUUUCAGCAACGGCUGUGCUCGGUGGACAACUUGCGACGUUUCGUAUACACAGUACCUGUAAUCGUGAAUUGGGCCGCGCUUUUGAAAGCUGUGACGGUGAUAAUUGAUUAAGUGGUGCUAUUAGUGGAUUAGAAGACGCUUUCGACAGUUCGACUGAAAAUGCUUAAAUCGAUAUUAACAUUUGCAGAUCAGUUUUUAAGUUUGAUUAUGGGGUACAUCAUGCGGCGCUUUCUGCGGUCGGCCAUGAUCGUCUUCAGUUGGUUCGUUGUACCCUACAGUCGCUUCACCAACAUCAAAGUGAAUCGCAAAAAGUUGCCGCCCAUACGGAGUCAUCUGCUGGAAAUACCCGCCGUCGAUUUGGCCAAACUGAUUCGCAAUGGAAAGAUCAAAAGCGAAGAGGUGGUCGAGGCGUACAUCGAGCGGUGUAAUCAGGUGAAUCCGUUGAUUAAUGCGAUUGUGCAGGAUCGCUUCGAAGAGGCGCUCGAGGAGGCACGGGAAACUGAUCGCCUUAUCGCGUCUGGCAUCAACACCAUCGAGGAGAUGGAGGAACAUACACCACUGUUGGGCAUACCGGUAACGGUUAAGGAGAGUAUCGCUGUCAAGGGUUUAACCAAUCAGGCGGGACGCGUUUUCAAAACACCACAAAUUGCUAAAUCCGAUGCGCCUGUGGUGGAGCAGAUCAAACGUUGUGGAGGCAUAAUAAUGCUGGUAUCGAACACACCGGAAUUGUGUUUGCUAUGGGAGACCUAUAACAAUGUGACGGGUCAAACGAAGAACCCGUACGAUUUGAAGCGCACACCCGGUGGCUCUUCGGGUGGUGAGGCUGCUUUGUUGGCGAGUGGUGCUUCGCUGUUGGGGCUCACUUCUGACAUUGGUGGUUCGUCACGUCUGCCUGCCAUGUUCAGCGGUAUUUGGGGACACAAACCAACACCAUACUCAGUUUCAUUUAAGGGUCACCAUCCGACUAGCGAUUACCCCAAAUGGGGUGAUUUCUUUACCAUUGCGCCGAUGACACGUUACGCUAAGGAUCUACCAUUAUUGCUCAAAUGUAUGUUGGAUCCUACUGGACCUAAGCUGACACUUGAACGUGAACUUAGUCCACAAACCAUACGUUUCUUUUUUAUGGAUAACGAUGGUCCAUCGGGCAUGAUGCGUCCGCUGAGUCGGGAUCUGCAUGCCGCCAUCAAUCGCGUGGCCACCGAUUUCAAUGCAAAACGUGUCAAUAUUAGAAAAAUGAAACUGUCACUAGAUAUUUCACUAUCCGCCAUGCUGACCAUGAAGAAUAUUGAAACCAUCUAUUACAAAACAGAAGAAGGCGAACGCCCUAAAACCGUAUGCACCGAAACAGUUAAAUACUUUUUCGGCUGUUCGGAUAGCAUAUUGCCGUCGGUGAUAUUCGGACAUUUGCAAAAUUUCAUGAAAAUCAUACCGAAUUCACGCCACAAGCACUUGGCCACUAUCAUUGAGGCGCUCAAGACUGAAUUCAAAGAGCUGCUCGGCAACGAUGGCGUCUUUCUCUAUCCAACAUUUCCGAAUACGGCGCAUCAGCAUUAUCAAAUCUACCACAAGCUGUUGGAGCCCAUGUAUAUGGCAAUAUUCAAUACGCUGGGCUUGCCCGUCACCAACUGUAUGAUCGGUUUGGAUCGACGUAAUCUGCCAAUGGGCAUACAAGUGGUGGCGAAUCCGGGACAGGAUCAUCUCUGCUUGGCGGUAGCGCGUGAAAUGGAGCGACGCUACGGUGGUUGGGUGCGACCGCCGUCAGAGGAGUCCGCGAAGCGAGUCUAAAGCAAUAGUAAGGAGCAGAGUGCGACAAAGAAAGUGAAAGCGCAUUUGUGUGAGAGCGAGAAAGCGACAUUUCAUAAUUGUAGAUAAACAUAAGGUGCAAAGGAUGUGUCUAUAAUGCUGCGUUUGCAGUCUAACCUAUCUCAGUAAUUCCGAAGAAUAUAUAAGCUGGAAUGUAGCGGUUGUGCUUCUACACACUUUAGUGUCUCACUUGUGCUACACAUGCUCUGAGUUUAGUAAAGCUCUUGGACGUAAAUUUUCGAAGCUUUGCAAAGGGACUGAUGUUACGUUAUAAAAAAAAAUUUUUUUUGAUAACUCUAUUUACAAUAUAUAUACAUAGAUUUAUUUUUAAUUUAUAAAUCGGGCGCAUCACAUUUUUGUAAUUAAAAUUAAAUUUGUUUUGUCAUCAUGAGUAUUUAUAGAAAAAAUACACUUUUUCAUAAUUUAAAGACUUUUGUAAAUUUCAAAAAUAAAUUUAAUGUGAUUUUUUCCUUAUUAAGGUUUCCAUUUUCUCAAUUAUUGCUGGCGUUAUUAUUAUUAUUAUUAUUAUUAUUUUAAUUAAUUAUUUGAUAUGAAAUGUGUUGGGUCUUGUAAAAAUAAAUCCAUUAUUUUUGCAAUAGAUAGCUUUAGUAAUCUGUAAAAAAAUCGUUUGUUAAUAUUUAUAUAACGAUGGAUUUAAAAAGAAGGUCGUUCUAUGUCUAAGGUCCACGAGUUAACGCAAAAGAGGACCAAAUUUUCAUCUGCGAAUCGCUGUUGAAUCACAAUAAAAUCGAUCCAUCCAUUUCAAAAGCGGAUGGUUACUGGUGAUGAAAAAUGGGUUACGGUCGUGGUCGAAUCGUUGUAAGCCGGCGCAAAUGGUGGCCUAGCCAGUAAUGACUGUCAGGAAGGGUUUGCUAUGUGUUUGGUGCGAUUGGCAGGGAAUCAUCUACUAUAAACUACUCCCGCACGACUAAACUCUUAAUUCAAACCUAUACUGUCAGCAAUUGGACCGUCUAACGUAAGCAAUCGUCCAGAAGGGACCAGCUUUGUCCAAUAGGAGAGGAGUUAUGUGACAUCACGGCAAUGCUAGGCCCCACACAUCGAUAAUGACUCGCCAAAAGCUCCAGGAGCUGGGUUGGGAUAAUUUUAUGCAUCUACUUCAUAGUUUGAACCUAGCAUCAAGUGAUUACUACCUGUUCCUGUCUCCGGCAAAUGACUUUGCUUGUGCAAAAUUCGCUUCAGGAGCAGCUUGUGAAAAUCGAUUUUUUGCCAAUAGGAACGAAGGUUUCUAUGCCGUUCCCACGACAGUCGGGUCUACGUAACCGGAACGGACCCAGAUUUAUUCCGGCCAAGGACUGUCAACUCGGUAGAAUUCUGCCGCUACAACAACAACAACAACAACAACAACAGGGUUUCUAUGAGAUUACCUUCAACAUGCCAACAAGUUGUCGAACGAAACGAUGCUUAUUUCAAUUUAUUUACUGCAAAAAUUAUGGAUUUAUAUUUGCUAGACCUAACAUUAACAGACAUGUACUUCAUGCAUAAUCUAAAAACAAAAACAACAAUUAAUAAACUGUGUUGUUACUUGGACCUUAAAAAUGUCACUUAUUGCUAUACAUACAUAUAUAUAAUAUUUCGUUUCUAGGAUGCUAGUAUAUAUGCCAAUAACUGUCAUACAUCACGCACACUAUCAUAUUCCAUUAAUAAUUAAUUAAUUAAGCCAACAACAAUCCAAAAAAAGUAUCAUACACGAUUAUACAUUAUGAUUAUUGUAAACAAAAUUUAUAAAAAUAAUUGUUAUACGAGUACUUGAAAAAAAGCAUAAUUAUAGACUAUAAACAUACAUACAUACAUACAUAUAUUGUAUAUGUACAUAAAUAUAAGCAAGCAUGUGAGCUGAGUAAUUGCAUAACUAAAUAAUGACCAACAGUUUUCGAAUAAACAAUCAGCGAAAAUUUCGAACAUACUAGA